Aspergillus fijiensis CBS 313.89 is the source of this 1852-nucleotide messenger RNA. Its product is annotated as dihydrodipicolinate synthase family protein. Gene Ontology annotation, biological process: N-acetylneuraminate catabolic process. Lineage: Eukaryota; Fungi; Ascomycota; Eurotiomycetes; Eurotiales; Aspergillaceae. The transcript has a single exon. The coding region runs from base 468 to 1358 and encodes 296 amino acids. Gene Ontology annotation, molecular function: N-acetylneuraminate lyase activity. Gene Ontology annotation, cellular component: cytosol. The record is from RefSeq and is a predicted model, not a curated record.
CUUUUGCGAUCGGAGGCUCCGGUCGGGUGCAUACCAAGUACUGUGCACAUAUGACGUUGAGGUUCGCUUCACAAUAGGCCCUGUCUGGGUAUAAGUACAACAACCUCCAGGCUAUAGGGAGUAGUUCACAAAAUCGGAAAGACAUCCUUAUCAGAUGAUGUGUUCAGAUCUACCCCAGCUUUCAGGGCUGACGCCCAACCUUCCGAAUUCGGAGUUCCGCGGAACCACCUGCCAAUUCAGGCGAUCAACUGGAGGGGCAGCUUGGAAACAUCCCCCAUCGAUGAAUUUGUCGCCAGAAACUCGAGGUACUUAAGUGAGUACCAGUCCGAGCCGUGUUUAAUGACAUCUCAAUCAGAAACCUAUUACUUUCAAUCCUUAAUUGUGCUCAGUCCUCUCUCCUCCACCCCAGAACCCAUCGUCGAUCCAGACCAUAACCAUCCACCACGAUAACUACAAUCAACAGCACAAUGGCCGACCUCCACGGAAUCAUGGUGGCGCUGAUCACCCCCUUCACCGACGACCAGACGGCGAUCGACGCCCCGCGCCUCCAGGCCCUGAUCGAGCGCCUGAUCAAAGCCGGCGUGCACGGCCUCGUCCCCGGCGGCAGCACCGGCGAAUUCACCGCCAUGACCAUUGCAGAACGCAAACAACUGACCGAGCUCGUCGUCAAGUACGCCGACGGCCGCGUGCCCGUCAUCGCCGGCACGGGGGCCCUCACCACGCGGGAGACGCUGGAGCUCUCCCUGCACGCCGCCGAGGCCGGCGCCACAGCGCUGAUGGUGGUGCCCCCCUUCUACGACGCAGUCACCCUAACCGAACUCAAGACCCUGAUGGCCGAGAUCACGCAAGCGACGCAGCUGCCCAUCGUGUACUACAACAUCCCCUCCGCCACGGGGCUGAAACUGACGCCCGCGGAGCUGGCGAGUCUGUCGGAGGUGGGCGUGCGCUACCUGAAGGAUACGUCGGGCGACGCGCCGGCCCUGACGGAGAUGCUGUUCGGGCUGUCGGAUCGGAUCACCGCGUUCAACGGCUGGGACACGCUGACCUUCUACGGGCUGGCGGCGGGCGCGCGUGGCGGGGUCUGGGGCGCGGCCAACAUCAUCCCCGAGCUGGCGGUCGAGCUGUGGGAGGCGGUCGCCGUGCGCGGCGAUCUGGCCCGGGGCCGCGAGCUGUGGGCCAAGGCCUGGCCCGUCUGCAAGUUCCUCGAGUCCCAUAACUAUGCCGCCGCCGUCAAGACGGGGCUGGAGUUGACGGGGACCCCCACCGGUGGCGUGCGCAGGCCGUUUCACAUGUUGGGGACGGAGGCGCAGGAGGAGUUUAAGGUGCUGAUUCAGGGUGCUGGGGUGAAGACUGUUUAACUUAUUGUUUUCAAGAUGAAUAUAUUCGCGGGUUUGUUUUGCGCAGAUGUCAAUGAAAUGUCCAAAGAUUGAUGCUCUUGAUGCUUGGUUGUAGCAGGUUCAGUCCACUGGUAUGGUACGCUCAAAGUCCGGAUGGGGCCAAAGCUGGAUUAAAUCUCGUCAUCUUUGGCGGAUUUCUUCAUGUCAUAGUAUGCGAGAGGUAUUUUGUCUUCAGGCGGAAGUGUACUGCGGAGACAGUGAUCCUACGGUUCAAUCUCCAGCCGGACCCAACCCCGCAGAUCAUUCCUGAUGACCUUAUCACAGACUCAACAGACAAGUGUCGGAUCUUAGCGGCGACGCUAGAAAGAAUGUACAGUCCAGACGUAGCUAAAAAUACCUUGGAGCCUCAACCUUGCCGUGCUUGCCGUGAUAACCGGCGCCCUAGUCAGGCACCCCUGUCAAUGAGUUCCACUCCAGACAAUGACCUAUAGGCCCAGAGUCACGUUAUAAUGACC